AUGAGAAAAAAUGCAGAUUCGAAAAGCCGAACUCCUGUAAUGUACCUCAUCUUGCUGUCCUUCAUUUUCGUAAUAAUCUUCGUAUUCUCAGACGCUGUUUUUUGCUCCAUCAAAUUGAGCAUACAAUCAGAGUCACAAUUACAAACUUGUUCAAGAAAACUAGCCGAAUUAUCACAUUACAUCAAUGCAGAUUUAUCUAGAAGAGGAAAAAAUGAUAAAUUUAAAGUGCCAUAUAUAAGCAACAAAGUUCUGCCAUUCGGAUGUGAAGAGAAGGAUAUUUCAAAAAAACUAUCAAGAAAGAAUAUAGAAAAACUGUCGUAUACUACAGGCUUUCUUUUUGCCGAUAAAAAGAAGGCAUAUAUUGUUUUCUAUUACCUGAAUGAUUACCAUAAGGAGAAAUAUCUUAAGAUGAUAAAUGAGCUAUGGCUAGCUUUUACUAAAUUAGCAGCAAAGAGUGGAAUGCCUGAUGAACAACGAUUGAAAUGUUUAAUGGAUUGUCAUUCAGCUCUCACACGCGAUUUAGAUACUCUGGACGAAUCCUAUGAAAAUCGUUUCUUUUCCAUGGCCAAAAAGAAAUUAAUGUUACAAUUAAGUUUUCGAAUAUUUAUUUUAAGCCUUAUAUGGUCCUUUUCAAAAUUAACAGCAGUAAAUAAGAACAAGUGGAAGAAGGCUUUGAGGAAUAAUAUAAAAACGUACAAAUCGUAG
Messenger RNA from Plasmodium inui San Antonio 1, 705 nucleotides. RefSeq lists its product as hypothetical. Lineage: Eukaryota; Apicomplexa; Aconoidasida; Haemosporida; Plasmodiidae. The record is from RefSeq and is a predicted model, not a curated record. The transcript is spliced from 2 exons. The coding region runs from base 1 to 705 and encodes 234 amino acids.